Messenger RNA from Carassius gibelio (silver crucian carp), 4284 nucleotides. Its product is annotated as thymic stromal cotransporter homolog. The coding region runs from base 1932 to 3185 and encodes 417 amino acids. The record is from RefSeq and is a predicted model, not a curated record. Gene Ontology annotation, cellular component: membrane. The transcript has 4 exons. Gene Ontology annotation, molecular function: transmembrane transporter activity. Lineage: Eukaryota; Metazoa; Chordata; Actinopteri; Cypriniformes; Cyprinidae. Gene Ontology annotation, biological process: transmembrane transport.
CUGGUGUGAUAAAAUAAUGGAUUUUUGUGCACAGUGUUUUGAGAAAAUUAUGCUUUUGAUUUGUGAUGAUUUGUAUGACAUGAAGGAGAAUUUACUAUCUGUUUAGGACAAUUACAGAGUGUACUGAUCACUGUGUUAACUGUUUUGAGAGCUGUUACCUGAGUUUGGAGAAAUGUACCAAAUCGAUUGAGGAAAAACUGUAAUACAUUAUUUUAUACAUGCAUGCAAUGCAGUUUACUAAAUAGUUUGAAUUUAAUGCCAGUGUAAAAUGUGUUUUAACAACAAGUGUUUAAAUAAAGCCACAUAUGCUACACAAGACCCGAAUCCCCCCUGAACCUAUGUAUUAGGACUACACUUUGUUUUAUGCUCUCAGAAGUGAAAUGAGGUGAAUCUGGUGGUAGACGCAUUCACAAGCAGCAACAAGUUACCCUUUAAAAUCACUUUCACUUCAAUCACACAACUUUCAUUCUGCAUGAGCGUUCAGUUCCACUCUUUCCUGGCAAUUAAAAUCCAUUUGCAGUGAGUAUUAAUGCAACUUUUUUUUCUACCUGUAUUAAUACAUUUAUAUUCAGCCUGCACUAGCAAUUAAAUGCUUUAAUGUAUACAUGUGUUAUUGUGUGCAUAAUGAGUGAGACAACAUUUUCCAAACUCUAAUUAUAUUAGGAGCUGUUGUUACAAUUGAUCAUUACUGUUUUCUAUAUUAAUAUAUUUUAAAUGCAAUUUAUUCCUGUGAUGCAAAUCAGAAUUUUCAGCAUCAUUACUCCAGUCUUCAGUUUCACAUGAUCCUUCACCAUUUAAUUUGCUGCUCAGGAAACAUUUCUCAUUAUUAUUAGUUAUUCAAACGUUACAGAGCAGGUAUGAUUUAAGUAAGGAAUAACUGACACUCGUCCAUUGAAUUAUUAGAGAAUAAUGCACAGCCACCCACGACCACAACUGAAAGCGGAGUUAUGUGCAUCAUUUUUUAAAUAUUCAACAGACAAGAGUUAAUUAUUCCACUUUUACUACGGUUACUACACCUCAGGACAUUGUUCAGAUGAUGUGUUUCUAGACAUUUGUCAGGGUUUUGUCCUUGAAAUGCAUUUGUAGGAUUAAAAUUUCUCAUCCAGUGCCUCUGUUGCUAAUUCCAAAAAGUCAGUAAAGACCUAGCAAUGAAGGUUUGUGCCUUUGAUAGCAGACUAAUUUAUAAUGAAGUCAUUAAAGAGACAGAGAAAGAGAUUUAGCCCUGUUUGAGCAUCUAUCAGCAGUUGUUUGGCAGCAAUGUCCCUUCUAACAGAAAAACUGUUAUGUUUAUCUGCUUCAAGAACAGCACCGCUGUUACCUCGCUUGUGAAAAAUGGCAUGGAGCUUUGAAGUUAUUGAGCUUUUUUACUGAUUAAUAGUCAAAGCAGCACUGACAACAUGUUUCUGUGUGCGUGUAUGUUUAUGUGUAUGUUGGCGAAAGAAGAGUGCUUUCUGUAGAUAAUUAAAUGUAACUUUGUGGCAAAAGCAUGGAAACAGUUUAUCAAUUUUUACAAAUUGGUGUGUCUUGCCAUAUUAUUUUAAUAUAUUAUCUGAAUUAUGAACACACUGGUUUGUAGGGGAAACAGUUUUACCAUUUACUGCAUGUUGUUAUUCUGAUAAUAAUAAAAACAUAUAUAAUUAUAAAUAAUUAGAAAUAAUCUGGAGUAAUGGCUUUUGAAAAUUCAUCUUUGCAUCACAGGAAUAAAUUAUAUUUUAAAAUCGACUCUACUAGAAAACAAUUCUUUAAAUUGAAAUAAUAUUUCACAAUAUUACCGUUUUUACUGUAUUUUUGAUCAAAUAAAUGAAGCCAUGGUCAGCAUUUUUUUUUUCAAAAACAUAAUUAUUCCAAAUAUACACACACAUAGUAAUACUGCUUAUCUUUUGCUUUAAAGGUUAAAAAUCACAGACUCGAGCUCCCAGUCUGCCAAUAAAAUGGGGGCCAUUCUGACUUUGGUGGAGCCGGUGGUUGUGAUCAAUAAACUGGGGACAUCCUUCUUUGAUAUGGCCCUCACACAGACCGUGUACAACCAGUCGCUGAAGGCAACAGCUGGAGACAGCGAUAAGGCACAGGCCUUAUCCUCACGCUUUCUUCUUAUUCAGAGUGUGUUGUCUUCUGUGGCGGCCAUGUUGUCCAUUAUACCACUGAGCCGUCUGGCAGAUCGUCAUGGACCUAAAGUCUUCCUAGUGUCCUCUCAAAUGGGUUCGGUUUUAGGCAUGUUCAUGCUGGUCAUCUUCAUUUACUGUGAGGCUCCACUGGAGCUUCUAUAUUUGGGUUCUUUGCUGCAUGGUUUGAGCGGAGGCGGGCCGAUGUUUUGGGCUGGGGUGGCAGCUCUGGCAUCUCUCAGCUCAAAGCAGGGCAAACGCACUCUUAAACUCAACAUCGUAGACUUCUGUUUUGGGAUCGCAGGGGUGGUGGGAGGUCUUCUGUCUGGAUAUCUAUACCAGAUGGGACCAUCAGUUCUCCUUCUGACAGCAAUUCUAGUCAGCAUUGUGGCAUUACUGUACACUGUGUUUGCCCUGACUGACUCGAGACGUUCCCUAUCCGAGAGCGAGCCAUUGCUGGCUGAAUCCGAAAGUGGGAAAAUGUUGGAUCGAGUCUCUAUAGGCAUGCUGAUGGCAGCAAUGAUGUUGUUUAUGCUAGGCGUGGUCGGGGCAGAAAAUGUGCUCCAGCUCUAUGUGCUAAAGCCCCCUCUGAGCUGGGACUCGGUUUGGGCCGGAUAUGGCAGGGCCGCCACCAGUGCCAUGUAUCUCAGUAGCUUCUUAGGGGUUCUGAGUCUGUUCAGUGUGUUGGGAGACACAGCCCUCACUCUGCUGGGUAUUGUGUCCAACUGUACUGGGAUGGCAAUUAUGGCAUUCGCUAUAGAAAGCUGGGUCUACUUCCUGGCUAGAGGAAUCAUGAUGUUUGCCUGCAUCCCCAUGCCAACACUUCGAGCCAUGCUGUCCAAGAAUCUGCAUCCUCAGCAAUAUGGGCGAGUGUUUGGGCUGCUCCAGCUGGUUCUGGCUGUGACAGAUCUCUUGUCUAAUGUCUUUUUCACCUCGAUUUACCCACUUACUCUCGGCUGGUUCAGUGGCUUCUGCUUCCUCCUCUCCUGUGCCAUUAGUUACAUCAGUGCCGUCCCGAUCAUUUAUCGAAGUGGCAGAGACUUGAGACUUGGAUCCAUUUGUGAUGAUGAACACUUACAUUGAAAUGUGUCUGUUCUUAUUUUGAUUCAGUACUAUGGAGCUGCAAAAGAAUUGCAUUCCUUGCAUUGCCCAAAAAACUUUCAUGUUCUGUCGCAAAAGUGUUGAAAUCCAAGGAGAAAUGUUUAAGCUUUUGCAUUUGCUCACAAAACUUUUGCAAUAGAAUAUGAAACUCUGGGAAAAGGACACAGAAAUUUUGCACGAAAUAGCAAAGUUUCUCAACGUAACGCAAAAGAUUUGCACACAAAUGUAAAAGCAUGGAUUUUUAUUCUUCUCUGAUUAAUUUCUCUUUAAGGACUGUAUAUUUGUAUUAGACAUAUUCACAUAACUAUAUCUGUCAAGUUUCAACUUAUGCAUGACAUCAAAUUUGAUUGCAAUAAUACAAAGUGCAAUACACAAUAAUAUAACAUCAAAGAAUUAAUGAAAGAACUAAUGAAAGUAUGAUAUAAAAGUCUGUCUAGCUUUCUUGCAGGAGACAUAGUUUGGUAAAAAUAUGUCUUGUUUAAAGUGGAAAUAGCUUUUGUUCUUAACAUGAAAUUUUAUCAGCAUUUUAGGACUGGACACAUGAAGUGUCAAAUGUUUUCAGCAGCUCUGCAUGGUUUCACCUGUUACAGUGAAUAGUCUAUGUUUAUGGCAUUUGUUACUCCCAAUAAACCUACUUAUUUUCCUAUGGUUAUCUGCUCAGUCAUACUAUUCUCUAGUGGGAUAGUAUUUGUAGCAGCAAGGGCAAAUGGUUCUGCAGGAUACUUUUUACGAGUUCUUUUUUUUAAUUUUAUUUCAGUUCAGAGUAAGGAUACUUUUUUCAGUUUAUAAGGAUUUAUCAUUUAUCAUUAUUGGAUUUUUUUGUCUUCCACAGAUUCAGACAGCAUCAGACCUCAUUUUUUAUUGUUUACUUUAUUUAAAAUGAAGAAUUAGUCUGAUGUUAUUGUAUCUAAAACAUAAUAUAACAUAACAUAACAACAUAAAACACAUUUUACAUUCAGGUCGUUUAAUGUGUAUUGUCCAACAGUUGCCACGUGGUGUCAUCUAAUCAUCAAUACACGGCCUACUAUGGCAAGCAAAUUUUCAAUAAAAAUGUUUUUUUGAAUACUUUAUUUUUAUUUAU